Podospora bellae-mahoneyi is the source of this 1782-nucleotide messenger RNA. RefSeq lists its product as uncharacterized. The record is from RefSeq and is a predicted model, not a curated record. Gene Ontology annotation, biological process: nucleosome assembly. Gene Ontology annotation, molecular function: structural constituent of chromatin; DNA binding. Gene Ontology annotation, cellular component: nucleosome. NCBI's taxonomy places the organism in Eukaryota, Fungi, Ascomycota, Sordariomycetes, Sordariales, Podosporaceae. The transcript is spliced from 5 exons. The coding region runs from base 522 to 1235 and encodes 237 amino acids.
ACGCACGUUGGGCUGCACUCACUUACUCGCUCCCGUCUCUCACUCACACCUCACGCCUCAUGCACUUCGGUGAUGCAGCCUAUGAUGCCACCUCACAGAGUGUAAGGUCCCCACAUGAUCUGGGCUUUUUCGGAGCAAGACAGGGUGACAUGGAUGCUGAGAACGGGCGUGUCUGCCAUAUGCCUGGGAGCUGUAGGCAUGCUUCUAGUGGGGGGCACGGGCCAUACCUUGCACCAAAGCUGCGAGCUUUUGCCCCGGGAAUUUGGGCAGCUCCAGGGCACAAUCAGCACAAUCACUCGGGGGUGGGCGAGACCCCCGCUUCCAUAUAUAAACACCCGAUCAUCCCCCCCGAGCGCGACAGCCCGCCCACCCUCCUGUCCCUGGUUUCUCUCGUCCACCCCGAACUUGCAAGCCGUUCUUCACCCUUUCUGUCCGACUCGUCCAUUUCCGCUUCGAACAGCAUCUAGCAUCUGUAUUGUCAUCUACACCAAACACAACAAACACCACUUCAAACCAUCACCAUGCCUCCCAAGAAGACCGAGACCAAGACUGAGGGCGCCGCUGCCCCCAAGGCAAAGGCCGCCCCCGUCCACCCGUCCUACCAAGACAUGAUCACGGAUGCCAUCAUUCAGCUCAAGGAUCGCAAUGGCUCCAGCCGUCAAUCCCUCAAGAAGUAUGUCAAGAGCAACAACACCAUCAAUGCCUCUGACAACAUGUUCGACUCCCUCUUCAACAAGGCCUUGAAGUCUGGUGUCGACAAGGGCAUCUUCGAGCAGCCCAAGGGCCCCUCCGGCGGCACCAAGCUCGCCAAGAAGACUGCCGCUCCCAAGGAGAAGAAGCCUGCUGCCCCUAAGAAGGCCGCCGCGCCCAAGGAGAAGAAGGAGGCUGCUCCCAAGGAGAAGAAGGCUGCCACCAAGAAGGCUGCCGCUCCCAAGGAGAAGAAGGAGAAGAAGGAGGCCGCUCCCAAGGAGAAGAAGGAAAAGAAGGCCGCUGCCCCUAAGAAGGCUGCCGCGCCCAAGGAGAAGAAGGAGAAGAAGACUGCCCCCAAGAAGGCUGCCCAAGCCCCUGCUGAGGAGAAGCCUGCUGUCCUGACCAAGACCAAGUCCGGUCGCGUCACCAAGGCCGCCCCCGCCGCCAAGGCCGCGCCCAAGAAGGCUGCUCCCAAGAAGGCCGCUGCCCCCAAGAAGGAGAAGACACCAAAGAAGGCUGACAAGGCGGAAGCUGCCUCGGCGUAGAAGCCGAGGGUCAGUCUUUCUUGUCAUGAUGGUUUUUUUUUAUACUUGUUUGAUGUGACGGCUCUGCUUUUUUUAUUUAUUUAUAGUUUGGCGUUCAGGAUUAUCACUGGGGCUAUCAUCUUGGGGGUUAUCAUUGGGAUAAGCGGCCGCUUUUUCUAGGCACCAUUUUUGCGCGCGCGCGGGUUUUUAUUGUUUUCGGAGGGCCUGUAUCACAUUUUUUUUUUAUUACGGGGGAAGAACGUGUGGGAAAAACAUGCUUUUUGUUGACGAAGGUUAUUGGCUCUACUAUACCCCCCUCCCCCCCUUCCCACAGCUUGCAUAUGCAACAAACAUUUUCAACCAUGAAGACAGGAAGGGGUCGGACGACGAUCAUCAUCACUUGCGAGCAGCCUUUGUUGGAAUCAUUCAAGAUGCAUUUGGUUUUUCUCUGCUAUCGAUACCCAACCAUCAUUCGUACCGCGACAUCACUACAAACACACAUGAUUCGGAAAAGGACUUUGGAACCGGGAAGCGCGCGCGCAAAAGAGGGUAGACUUUUGGGGGCAGG